GUAUCAUUUGCAACUCAGUCCGGCCGUAUCGGCUUUUAAAUAUUUACUUUAUUUCAUUGCACAGUUACUUUUAUGUGACGAGUCCAUGUCUUUAUUUUCAAUAUUUCAAAUUAUCGUACAGGUACUAAUUUUUCGUCACAUUGCUCACCUAAAAGUCUGCCUAGGUAGGUCCGCAGAUAGGCAUCGUAAAAUCCAUAUAAAAGAGGGAUGAAAAAAAGAAAAAGGAAAAGAAAAAAAAAGGGUACGAAAUACGUACCUUGUACGCCUAGGUAUCAUGUCAAUAGGCGCUAUUACGGGCAGCAGCGGAAAGAACUACCUUCGUCGUACAUCCCAUCCCCCAUCCACAUCCCCAUCCCCAUCCUAAUAGUAUGUACUUAGAGAGCCCCACCAAGAUGGACAUAAGUCAGGACUCCCACAAGUUUUGAGAGAGAUCUUUUAGUUAGACAUUUGCCAAAGUCUGGCACAUCAUAUUAUCAUCACUUCUUACUCUUUUUUACUUUCUUCUCCUUUUCUUUUCCUUACCAAACAUCAUUCUUGGGGGCCAUCCCUCGGCCCAGAUUUUUUUCACAAACCAUUAUUCUUUUUUCGUACUGUAACGCUUUUAAUUUGAACCCAUCCUUAUCUAAAGUGUAGCCCGUAGCCUCUGGGUACCUCGAUUGCCAUGACAACCCCGAUCGACGCAGACAGGCGUCGACUGGAGCAGCCGCAAGGCAGCUCCAACAGUCUAGCCGAUCGUACCGAUGCCGCUGCGAAAUCCUCAGAGCGUGCGCCAGCUGUACGCUUCUCAUCCAUAGUUGACGAGAUCGACCCUCCCAUUGCGUUGUUUGGUACUCCGGAAUACCGGAGGGAUAGCAUAGCCAACCCCGACCUAAUAAAGGCUUUGACCAAUUCGAUCCACGGCGCCCAGCUCCAGGAGCAACGGCUGCAAAAUUAUUCGUUUGAUCCAGUUUCGCUUCCUCCUUCUAGGGUGGCGUCCAACGAGACUACGCCUGGCGCAACUCCCCAGCACAGCCAUAGCCCCAUGAGCCAUCCUUCGCCCCGAUUGAGCCCUAAAGCUCCCGAGCUGGUAUCACCACCACUCACACCAGCCGGGACUUCCGGGGCAGAUUCCUCUAGUAAGAGCGCAAAAUCGGUCCGAAUUUUAAGUUCCGAUGGAGGCUUUGAUUCGCAGGCCAUAACACCACAGGCUUCAGGCCAGGAUUCGAGACCCGUUUCACCACGAGUGGGGCUACCUCAUCGGCCUGCCUCCACUGACAACAUAUCACAACGUUCGACCGCGGUUGAUGAGCAAGAUGGUGGUGCCCGUUCGCACCGGAAGGGGAUGUUCAGUAUUGGUGGCCAGUCUCUACCUGUAUCUAGGGAAUCCAGUCCGUCGAGGAAUGCCGCAUCUCAAUACUACUCACGACCCUUUACCCCUCAGGGGGAUGUCAAUGACCCGUAUGCCGCAAGCAAACGGCCUAUGCAAAACAAGCCCGGCGGCAAUAUCGACCAGAGAUUUGUCUUCUCUAGAAAGAAGGGGCGCAGUUCGCCCUCCUCUUCUACGACUAACUUAACAAAGACUGACAGGCAAGAGAAACGACUCUCUGGUCUCUUCGCAAAUAAGAAUAAGUCUGGUGAACUGCACCCAACGGGUACCGGGUCUACGACACAUAGUGCGCAUGGAUCUAUGUCUGAUCUAAAGAGAUUUUUCAAGGUCGGAGUUGGCCACAAGUCGAAGAAAUCGAUAUCCCCGUCUCCUUUGGGCUCUAGACAAGCUCAUCAAGUUCCAUUUGCCGACGACCAUGGUCUGACGUCCAAAUAUGGAAAGCUUGGCCGAGUACUUGGAUCUGGUGCCGGAGGUUCCGUUAAACUGAUGAAAAGGACAGAGGACAACACCGUUUUUGCAGUGAAGGAAUUUCGCCCCCGUCAUUCGUACGAGACCGAGAAAGAGUAUGUUAAGAAGUUGACGGCGGAGUUCUGUAUCGGGUCCGCCUUACAUCAUGGCAACAUCAUCGAGACACUGGACAUCGUGCAGGAGAAGGGAAAGUGGUACGAAGUCAUGGAAUACGCUCCUUUUGACCUAUUCGCCAUAGUAAUGACGGGAAAGAUGUCGAAGCCGGAAAUUACCUGCUGCUUCCUUCAAAUACUUAGUGGUGUGACCUAUCUUCAUAGUUCCGGUCUCGCCCACCGGGAUCUGAAACUGGAUAACGUCGUCGUUAGCCAGCAUGGCAUUAUGAAGAUCAUCGAUUUUGGCAGCGCCCAUGUGUUCAGGUAUCCUUUUGAGUCGGAACUUGUGUUGGCUUCUGGCGUUGUUGGCUCCGAUCCGUACCUUGCCCCGGAAGUUUACGAUGAGCGCAAGUACGAUCCUCAGGCAGUGGACAUCUGGUCACUAGCUAUUAUCUUCUGCUGCAUGUCACUCCGGAGGUUCCCUUGGAAGGUCCCGCGCUUGUCGGAUAAUUCAUAUAAGCUUUUUGCAGCGGAGCCAUCCCCCGGCCACGAUCCCAAGAAGCUCAUCCUUCCUUCAAGGUCAACCAACGAUCUUUCGAGCAUUCCACAACGUGACAUUUUCACGGAUGAAUCGAAGCAGCAAAAACCCAAAGGUAGCGAUCCAGCUACUACUACAGGCGGCGACAGCAAUGCUCAGGAGAAGAAAGAAGUGAUUAGAGGACCGUGGCGGCUAUUGCGACUACUUCCUAGAGAGAGUAGGCAUAUCAUUGGGCGCAUGCUAACGAUAGAUCCCAAGAAGCGAGCUCAAAUGACCGAGAUCCUCGACGAACCUUGGGUAUCGGACACGGUCAUUUGCAGGCAGGUUAGCCACGGACAAGUGAUUCAUGCAGAGGACCAUACACAUGUUCUUGAACCUCCCGCACCGCCUAGCAAGUAGGGACGCGAGGGGGGGCUGGAAGGUGUUAAAUAGUGUAUUUGGAUCAUAGGAGGGGAAGGAACAGUCUUCCUUCGGAGUUUGUGGAGUUAGGCAUUUUCUCAAACAUAUUACCUUCAUCGGCAUAGUGGGAGGGGGAAUGGGGCGAAUGCGGAAGGGUGCAAACCAUACAGGUUCAUAGCGGAUAUAGACUAGAGUAUAUGCGACUGUGUAUAGAGAGUUUCAGGUAGAUUAUUGCUCAGCGGUCUAUCUUCUAAUGCGAUGUAUUUCGAUUCUAUGUAUUUAUUAUCUCUUGAGGUCGGUGUGAUUUAAUAGACUUCGAUAGAGGUACCUGGUAGUACAUAGGUAUGCACACAGAUGUAGCGGCUUACUUAAUAUAGGCGU
Annulohypoxylon truncatum is the source of this 3244-nucleotide messenger RNA. RefSeq names its product Pkinase-domain-containing protein. Lineage: Eukaryota; Fungi; Ascomycota; Sordariomycetes; Xylariales; Hypoxylaceae. Gene Ontology annotation, molecular function: protein serine/threonine kinase activity; ATP binding. The transcript is spliced from 4 exons. Gene Ontology annotation, biological process: intracellular signal transduction; protein phosphorylation. Bases 662 to 2863 code for a protein of 733 amino acids. The record is from RefSeq and is a predicted model, not a curated record.